Messenger RNA from Penicillium brevicompactum, 234 nucleotides. RefSeq lists its product as uncharacterized. The record is from RefSeq and is a predicted model, not a curated record. The transcript has a single exon. Lineage: Eukaryota; Fungi; Ascomycota; Eurotiomycetes; Eurotiales; Aspergillaceae. The coding region runs from base 1 to 234 and encodes 77 amino acids.
AUGUAUACCAGUAUCGCUCCAUCGUACUUUAUGUUUCUCGCACUGAGCAUCUUGACCUUCAUUCACUCGGUCACUUCUCUCCCCAUUCAAACCAGCACAUGGGUCAAAAUAGACCAAUAUGAGGACCCAGAUUCUCUUGGAUUAUGGAAAGUCUUUGAAAAGGAAGCUCAAACUUCCUUGCCCAAUCCGUCGCAUGCCAACCAGAUCAACGUCAGUAUCCACAUGGAGCCCUGA